CAGGGUUCCCUCACUAUGGUUCCUCUGCUGCUUCUGGAUCACGGUGUCUCUCCAGCUGAGCUGGGAAUCUGGAAUGGGAUCCUGUCGCUGGGGUUCUCCAUAUUGGGUUCUUGUGUUGGCGGAGUACUUCUCAGAAAGGGAAGGUCGGUGCAUUUGCUGUUGAGGACGCUCUUCGUUCUACGGGUCUCCGGUCUGGUGCUUCAGACUUUGCUGCUUUUUUCAUUGGGUAGAGACACCAAUAUUGUUAAAGUUUGCCUCCUCCUCACUCUGGUGAUCCAGAAUUUCCUGGCCGGUGUGAUCACUACAGCGACCUUCACCCUGAUGAUGCACUGCACACGACAGGCGCACCACAGAGUACAGGCCACGCACUAUAGUCUUCUGUCAUCGCUGGAGGUUCUGGGUAAAGUGGUCUUCAGCGCGGUCUCGGGGCUCUUGGUGGACUCUCUCGGGAUCUCUGCAUCGUUCUCCUUGUUCAUCAUUCUCUCCUUCCUGCCCCUCCUGCACCUGCAGACUAUUCCAUCUACAUUAUAUUGAGAAGAUCUUAACACUCCCCGCCCAAGACAACUCUGAUCAGUAUGAUGACAUCACCAGGAAUCUGAGCAGUAUGAUGACAUCAUCAUUAGGACUCUGAGCACUAUGAUGACAUCAUCACCAGGACUCUGAGCAGUAUGAUGACAUCAUCACCAGGACUCUGAGCAGUAUGAUGACAUCACCACCAGGACUCUGAGCAGUAUGAUGACAUCAUCACCAGGACUCUGAGCAGUAUGAUGAUAUCAUCACCAGGACUCUGAGCAGUAUGAUGACAUCAUCACCAGGACUCUGAGCAGUAUGAUGACAUCAUCACCAGGACUCUGAGCAGUAUGAUGAUAUCAUCACCAGGACUCUGAGCAGCAUGAGGACAUCAUCACCAGGACUCUGAGCAGUAUGAUGACAUCACCAUCAGGACUCUGAGCAGUAUGAUGACAUCAUCACCAGGACUCUGAGCAGUAUGAUGACAUCACCAUCAGGACUCUGAGCAGUAUGAUGACAUCACCAUCAGGACUCUGAGCAGUAUU
Hyla sarda is the source of this 1055-nucleotide messenger RNA. RefSeq names its product major facilitator superfamily domain containing 3 (gene SLC33A2). Gene Ontology annotation, cellular component: membrane. Gene Ontology annotation, molecular function: transmembrane transporter activity. The transcript is spliced from 4 exons. The coding region runs from base 16 to 534 and encodes 172 amino acids. Lineage: Eukaryota; Metazoa; Chordata; Amphibia; Anura; Hylidae. The record is from RefSeq and is a predicted model, not a curated record.